Messenger RNA from Pseudogymnoascus verrucosus, 270 nucleotides. RefSeq lists its product as uncharacterized. The record is from RefSeq and is a predicted model, not a curated record. NCBI's taxonomy places the organism in Eukaryota, Fungi, Ascomycota, Leotiomycetes, Thelebolales, Thelebolaceae. The coding region runs from base 1 to 270 and encodes 89 amino acids. The transcript is spliced from 2 exons.
AUGACUCGCGAGGCCGUGGCAACUGCCAUAGCCCGUCUCAACUGCCUCGAGCAGCAGCAGGAUCUCCUUAAGACCCGAGGUGCUAAGAUGCUUUGCCGCGGUCUAAAGACCCUUGACGAACUAGAGGAGGUAGAAGAACGUAAGCGGCAAGAAGCCGAAGCCCACGGUUACCUCGCCAGUCCUUCCGAUUGCCUCGACCUCAUAUUCGAUGAUCUCAUUUUCGGGUUGAAGUUCGGUAUCUGUCGCAAUCGGGGCAUCCCCUCUUGCUAG